GGUCAUGUGACGCGGUUGUUUAGAUUCGUUCCUGAUGUAACCCUCCCAAGAUACCGAACCGGGACCGGCCCGGGGGCGUGGCUUUUGAACAGCGGGGAUCUGGUGUGGGUGGUAAGGUGAGAAAGCGGGGCAGCCUCAUCCAGCAGCUCCUCAGUAUAUGCUACUUCCGGUCUGCCAAUUCAGUACUCACAGGCCCAACAGGUUCUGCUGUUGUGCCCAGAACUCCACAGUACCCCACUGGGGAUGGCGGCUGUGUGGCAACAAGUUUUAGCUGUAGAUGCAAGACCUGGUGACUCUCUCAGGUACAACGCUUACCGCACACCUGCACACCCGCAGUUCCGCACGCAGUACAUCAGGCGGCGCAGCCAGCUCCUCCGUGACAAUGCCAAGGCCGGCUAUGAACCAACGGUGCGACGGCAGUACCUAAAGCUGCGCAGCCAACUCCUGGCACAACGCUACGGCCCCUUAUCUGAACAGAGCAGCUUCCGAGCCCACAGUAACAGCAUUCGCAGCUCGCGCACCACCUUGGAUCGCAUGGAGGAUUUAGAGGAAGAACCUCGAUCCCAGGGAUCCCGUGGGCACAGGCGGUCUGUCAGCCGUGGCUCGUACCAACUGCAGGCACAAAUGAACCGCGUGGCACAGGAGGACAGAGCUCCGGGGAGCCUGGUGCCAACUCCAUUGGCAGAAGCAAGUCGGGCAAUGGCGGGAGAUACCACCCUGAGUGAGAAUUAUGCUUUUGCUGGCAUGUACCAUAUAUUUGACCAACAUGUAGACCAAGCAGUCCCUAAGGUGCAAUUUGCUAACGAUGACAAACACCUCCUGGCUUGUUGCUCCCUGGAUGGGACCAUCUCCGUGUGCCAGCUGGUGCCCACCCCUCCAUCAGUGAUCCAGACUCUUCGGGGGCACACCCAAACUGUUAGUGACUUUGCCUGGUCACUAUCCAAUGAUAUCAUUGUCUCCACCUCACUGGAUGGCAGCAUGCGAAUCUGGAACACCCAGGACGGCCGCUGCAUUCGCCAUAUUCCUGACCCGGACGGUGCUCAGUUGUUGUGCUGCACUUUUCAGCCAAUCAAUAACAAUCUGACAGUGGUUGGCAACGCGAAGCACAACGUUCAUGUAAUGAACAUCUCUACUGGUAAGAAGGUGAAGGGAGGAAGCAGUAAGCUAACUGGCCGGGUGCUUUCGAUGUCGUUCGACUCCGCUGGGCGGAUCCUUUGGGCUGGCGAUGAUCGUGGCAGUAUUUUUUCCUUCCUCUUUGACAUGGCAAGCGGCAAGCUGACCAAGGCCAAACGGAUCGUAGUGACAGAAGGUAGUGCUAUAACCAGCAUCUCUGCCCGUUCUUGGAUCAGCCGAGAGGCCAGGGACCCCUCACUGCUGGUGAAUGCUUGCAUCAAUAAACUGCUCUUGUACAGGGUGGUGGAUAACGAGGGCACCUUGCAAUUGAAACGGACUUUCCAAAUUCAGCAGUCGUCACAUGCCAUUCGCAGCAUCUUCUGCCCUCUCAUGUCCUUCAGACAGGGAGCCUGUGUAGUGACCGGCAGCGAGGACAUGUGCGUUUACUUCUUCGAUGUCGAAAGAGCCACUAAAGCCAUUGUGAAUAAGCUCCAGGGACACAGUGCAGCCGUCCUUGGUGUAAGCUUUAACUGCGACGAAAGCCUGCUUGCUUCUAGCGAUGCCAAAGGGAUGGUGAUCAUCUGGAGACGUGAGCAGAAAUAACAAGCUCCCACCACCCUCCUGCCAGAAGUCACCCCAUUACAGGCUGAGCAGAGAAGCCUCACACUACAACCACUCCCACUUUACAUUUAAUUUAUAUUUCUGUGCAUUCAAUAAAUAUAUCACUCUAAGCA
Messenger RNA from Xenopus laevis (African clawed frog), 1847 nucleotides. It is a transcript of the gene wdr13.L, whose product is annotated as WD repeat domain 13 L homeolog. Gene Ontology annotation, cellular component: nucleus. Gene Ontology annotation, molecular function: promoter-specific chromatin binding. The transcript has 10 exons. The record is from RefSeq and is a predicted model, not a curated record. Bases 244 to 1716 code for a protein of 490 amino acids. NCBI's taxonomy places the organism in Eukaryota, Metazoa, Chordata, Amphibia, Anura, Pipidae.